This is a messenger RNA of Saccharomyces cerevisiae S288C, 471 nucleotides long. RefSeq names its product Csm4p (gene CSM4). Lineage: Eukaryota; Fungi; Ascomycota; Saccharomycetes; Saccharomycetales; Saccharomycetaceae. Bases 1 to 471 code for a protein of 156 amino acids. Gene Ontology annotation, cellular component: endoplasmic reticulum membrane; nuclear membrane. The transcript has a single exon. The record is from RefSeq and is marked reviewed.
AUGAUGGAUGGUUCCAUAACAAGGAAGGUAACAUCAACGUUGUCCAACCAAUUGGCGACCUGGAAAUGGAAACUGCAGUUAUCGUUAUUGGAAAGAAAAUUAGCGACAAUAAACAAUGAUUAUUUUCUCCUGCAAUGGGAACUCCUUUUUAUAACUAAUGAAGUGAUGAAAUGGAAAGAAAUGAUUGCCUUUUUGGAAAGCCAGUUAUUUUGCACAACGCAAAAUUUCGUGGCACAAGAGACACAUGACAGGGAAACCUUUCAAAGCCUGGUAGAUGAUUAUAACAAACAGUUGAGCGAAAAUAACCUGAUUAUUUCUGUAUUGAAAAGUAGACCACAGCUAUCAUCAUUUCCUAUAUAUUUGAGCGAUGAGGUGUGUUCACACCUUAAAUUCGUCAUCGCGGAACUAAAUUCAUUGAUAAUAGUUUUUUUUAUUUCUUUAGUAUUUUUGUGGGUAUCGAUAGAAGUUUAA